GCUACACUUCCACCACCAACAAAAACCACCCAUUGACCCCAAUUGACCAUGAACGCAGCGCCUCGACUUGCGCGGAGCUCGGCCCGAGGGGCUUCUUCACCAUGGUCAUGCUUUGUCUGCCAGAAUGCCCGACCGAAACCCCAGCGAAAUGCCUUCAACUUUGCCCGCAAUGCAUCGAAUAACGCCCGCAGGCCGGGACAGCCUUAUACACCUACGAUGGAGGAGAUUCGUGCGCAUUAUAGCAAGAAGAACAGGACGAUAGCGUACUAUACUUUGAGUACAAUUCUCGGAUUUGUAGCUCUCACUUAUGGCUCUGUGCCCCUCUACAAGAUGAUCUGCCAGACUACCGGCUGGGGUGGUCAACCUAUACGUGCCCACGGCGGUCCAGGGUCAGGCGACGAAGGCGACCUCGCAAGCCGACUCGUCCCCGUCAAAGAUGCCAAACGCAUCAAGGUUACUUUCAGCGCCUCAGUCUCCGAUGUCCUGCCCUGGAAGUUCGUCCCUCAACAGCGGGAAGUGCGAGUUCUCCCCGGCGAGACCGCGCUGGCUUUCUACAAGGCUACCAAUACAAGCGACCAGGACAUCAUUGGAGUUGCGACGUACAGUGUGACACCUGCCCAGUGUGCGCCAUACUUUAGCAAGAUCCAGUGUUUCUGCUUCGAGGAGCAGCGCCUCAAUGCGGGAGAGACUGUGGAUAUGCCCGUGUUCUUCUACCUGGAUCCUGAUCUGCUCAAUGAUAUGAACAUGAGGGGCGUAGAGACUGUGACAUUGAGCUACACUUUCUUCAAAGCAAGAUACGAUAACAAUGGGCGAUUCCAGAGGCCCAUGUCUUCGUAGUUGGGACCAACAUGUUGAGUUAAAUGUACAUUACACUCCUCUUGUAAAAUAUAUGCAUACCAUACAGUUAUUUCGAAUUAGACACAUCUGCUUUGACAAUGACGAUUAUGACUCUUUGUUACAUGAAUCCAAGUCAAUGAACUGCAUCUCCUUUCUAGGAUCAAACUUCCUACUACAAAGUCUCAAAAUUAUUCAAAAAUACCAUUGUCAAUUCCACAUCAUGCAAAUUCUUCUCAUCUCUCAUCAACUUGACG
Fusarium redolens is the source of this 1091-nucleotide messenger RNA. RefSeq names its product cytochrome c oxidase assembly protein CtaG/Cox11-domain-containing protein. Gene Ontology annotation, cellular component: mitochondrial inner membrane. Gene Ontology annotation, molecular function: copper ion binding. Bases 49 to 837 code for a protein of 262 amino acids. The record is from RefSeq and is a predicted model, not a curated record. The transcript has 4 exons. Lineage: Eukaryota; Fungi; Ascomycota; Sordariomycetes; Hypocreales; Nectriaceae.